Messenger RNA from Leishmania mexicana MHOM/GT/2001/U1103, 933 nucleotides. RefSeq lists its product as hypothetical. Gene Ontology annotation, molecular function: Hsp90 protein binding; Hsp70 protein binding. The coding region runs from base 1 to 933 and encodes 310 amino acids. The record is from RefSeq and is a predicted model, not a curated record. NCBI's taxonomy places the organism in Eukaryota, Euglenozoa, Kinetoplastea, Trypanosomatida, Trypanosomatidae. The transcript has a single exon.
AUGAGCAGCUACGAAAUUCAGCCCAUCGUGAAGGGCACCAAGAGGGACCCGUCCCUGCGCAAGUACAACAAGGCCGCCGGGGCCGGUCCCUUUGGCGCCGCGCCCGCCAGCUUCAGGACCAAGAAGUCUGCGCCAGCUCAGAGUGCCGCGGCACCCCCUGGAGAGGCGGUUGCCGCGAGUACGGCGGUUAAUGCUGUGCGCUUCCCCUACACCGGGACGAAGCGCGGCUACGGCGGAGCGAGCAGCUCUCUGCGCAAAGGUCGCCCGCGUGACGCGCCGGACGCCGCCUUUUCUGAGAAGGGAUGCGGCAAGAGCGCGCCGCCCAAGGCCGGCGCCUUCAAGAAGCGCCUCAUCCCACCAACGGAGUUUCGCCGCGCGUACGACCGCGGCGAUCUGCCCAUCGCCAUCUGCCACGGCAGCCGCCCCACCGUAGACUGGAAGGUGGAAGUGGAGAAGCUGGACUACCAUCACUACCUCCCUAUCUUCUUUGACGGCAUCCGUGAGACGGAGGAGCCGUACAUGUUCCUGGCUCGCCAGGGCUGCCUUGACCUGCUCGAGCGGGGUGGGCCCAAGAUUCUGCCCACCAUCCCGCAGCUGAUCAUCCCCAUCAAGACGGCGCUGAACACACGCCAUCCGGACAUCAUCUGCGCAACCCUCCGCAUUCUUCAGCAGCUCAUCGUCAGCGACGACCUCAUAGGCGAGGCCCUUGUGCCUUACUACCGCCAGAUCCUGCCGGUGCUGAACCUCUUCAAGAAUGUCCACAAGAGGCGCGGCCGCAGCGACGCCAUGGACUACGGUCAGCGCAACCGCGAUGACGUGGGUGACUUGGUGAACGAGACGCUGCAGCUUUUAGAGCAGCACGGUGGCGAGGAUGCAUACAUCAACAUCAAGUACAUGGUGCCUAGCUAUGAGAGUUGCAUCUACAACAACUGA